Crotalus tigris (Tiger rattlesnake) is the source of this 6248-nucleotide messenger RNA. RefSeq lists its product as uncharacterized. The coding region runs from base 3044 to 4213 and encodes 389 amino acids. The transcript has 2 exons. The record is from RefSeq and is a predicted model, not a curated record. NCBI's taxonomy places the organism in Eukaryota, Metazoa, Chordata, Lepidosauria, Squamata, Viperidae.
CUUGCAAUGGGCAAUAUAUUAAUGACUCUGGGAAAGUCAUGUUUUAAAAGAUUGCUGAUAUUGCUGUUGCAAUCAUUUUUAAUUUGUGAAUAAGCAAAAGAUUUGCCCACUUGUUUCCAUUCUAGUUAUGCUGAACAGGUAACAGUCAUUUAAAAAUAAUAUCAAAAUAUUGCUUAAUUCAAUUAAAAAGAGAUGAAAUAUUACAUGAUGCGGAAAUGACUGCAUUGCUAUUACCAUCACCAAAAUACUUCUCCAGCAUGAGGAUGGAUAAUCCAUGGAUUGGGUUUCCUGAAGUCCCUUCUAACCAAUUAGAUUAAGUCUGUGAGAUAGCCACGCCUCUUUCUGGGUCAUGUUUACCCAGUUCCGACUUAGUCUUUACCCAGACAAGGCGCAUUGGUUCAGAUCUCCAGAUUCAGGUUGUAAAUUUUCCAUUUUCCCCAUCCGUGGAUUAUCAUUCCUUUCCCCUUUAGUUUACCUUUAAGUUUGCUGAAUCCUUGUGCUUCUUGUUCCGUCUCCAUUCCACUUCCCCCCCUCCCUAUUGCUGCAAGCCUCAGCACGAGGCUUGAGUUUCUCUUUUAGGAGCCCUUUUCAGAAGCCACGGAGUUUUCUGCUUGCCUCAGCUGAUCGGUGGGCCUCCGUGGAGACCCCGAACGACAGCUGAUUGUCGGGGCUUCUUACCGGAGGAUUGCGGAUACCGGCGGAUCGCCCCAUGGCUGGCGGCCACUAUUUUGGUCAGAUCCGCUUCUCCUGCAAGCCUCAGCAUGAGGCUUGUGUUAUCUUUUGGGAGCUUUUUCAGAAGCCGCGUGGCUUUCUGUUUGCCUUAGCUGGUCGGCGGGCCUCCGUGGAGAGCCAAAGGACAGCUGAUUGUCAGGGCUUCUUAACCGGAGAAUUGGCUAGUGGCAGAGCAUUGCAUGGCUGGCGUCCGCCAUUUUGUUUUUGAGGCCUGUGCUUCCAGACAUUUGAGAGUGUACACGUGGUGGGCGGCCGCCAUUUUUGUAGGCCCGCGCCUAGGCUACACGUGACUGCCAAUCAUCAGUUGAGUGUUUUUUUCCCUGUUUUCAUGAAAUUUCUCUGCUAUUAAAUUAGUGAACAAGUGAAGGGAGCUUUAAUUUUGGGUGAAUCAUUUAGUUUAAGAGAAAGAUUCUGAUUACUUCUGGCCUCACCACGCGGCUGAGGCCGCCAUUUUUUCAGGAGGGCUGAGUGUGUGAAAAUAGUCACAAUCACAUCUGUUUCCACCUCAGCCUCACCCACUGACAUUGCCUCUGGCAAUAUAUUGUGACAGUAAAAUUGGAUUGCCUUGUCAUUGGGAGCUUUUUAUUUCACAUACUGGUCUUACCAGUCUCUACAGCAGUGGUUCUCAACCUGUGGGUCGGGACCCCAUUUGGGGUCGAACGACCAUUUCACGGGGGUCACCAAACAAGGCUGUCCGCCAUUUUUUCCCCUUUUCUUUGGCCACGCCCCUGGCACCCGGUGAUGUAUAAGUGGUUGGGGGUCACCACAACAUGGGGAACUGUAUUAUGGGGUCGCAGCAUUAGAAAGGUUGAGAACCACUGCUCUACAGUCUCACACUGGGCCUCAGCGCCUAACCUUUUUUUCCCAGACCCAUUCUCAGACUUGCGCUGAAAGGUCUUAGGCCUAGCUCCCUUGCAAGGAGCCCAUACUGGUUUUUCCAGUCCUUCCAGUGUUUCACAUUGGACCGCUUUUCCCAGACUUGUAAGUUAUUAGCGACGGUUGAAUACAUGGCCGAUACCAUGUUGCACGCCGCCAGAUUUUCAGCCAGGGCGAUCACAGCCAACGUUUCUACCAGGCAGAUGCUUUGGCUGAAGCAAUGGCAGGCGGAUUUAAAAUCCAAAGGAUGCUUGACCACUGCCCCUUAUUCUGGUGGAAAAUUAUUCGGGGAUGUCCUGGAGCCCUAUUUGAUAGAGAACAAGGACAAGAAAAAGGUUCUUGCUCACCAGGCCAGACGAUCAGACAGAAAGCCUGCCCCUUUCUAUCGCAGACAGGGGUUCCAGGGCAACACCCAGGGUUCUGAUUGGCCACAACCCACAUGCUCUUUUCCUCCCAGAUCGGACCGUCAAAUGGACUGCUUCGUGCCAAAGCCCAGGCAACAACCACAGGCUAAGCGGCCCUUUCGGGGCGCGGGGGGCCAUCCCUAUCGGAGGAAUAAGUGACUCUGGGGAAGGACCCCCCCACAGGCGGCCGGCUCUCCCUGUUCUCUCAGAACUGGGAGCACAUUACCACCGACGCUGGGUCUUGACGCUGGGUCUUGUCCACCAUCACCAAUGGCCUGACCUUGGAGUUUCUUUCAAAACCGGCAAACCAGUUCAUUCAGUGUCCAACUCCUUCAAACCCGUCAAAACGGAUUCUCAUGAAGGAGGCCAUUUCCCAUCUUAUGGAAAUAAAUGCAAUGGAACCAGUCCCUCCCGAUCAGAGGUGACGAGGGUUUUACUCAAUCCUCUUUAUAGUUCCAAAGACCUCGGGAGGAUGGAGGGCCAUUCUGGAUCUAAAAUGGUUAAAUUAUUACCUGAUAUACAAAAAAUUAAAGAUGCAAAUCCUGCAAUCCAUUUUGGCCAGCAUACGAAGGAACGACCUCCUGAUGUCCAUCGAUCUCAUGGAGGCGUACCUACAUAGUCCAAUAUUUCCACCACAUCGCAGGUUUCUCAGAUUCUGCUACAGAUCUUAUCACUAUCAAUACAGAGCGCUUCCGUUUGGCCUUUCAUCUGCCCCGAGGUUCUGGCAGUUCAGCUCAGACUGGAUUCCAUUCGGAUCCAGUGUUACCUGGAUGAUAUCCUCAUUCAGUCAGUGUCUGUCCCGGCUGCACGGUCGGAGGUGGGCCGUACCCUAGAGGUGCUACAGAACUACGGGUUUUCUGUGAAUUUCCUCAAGAGCCAGCUGAUCCCAUCCAUGCGGCUCCUUCAUUUGGGAGCAGUGAUAGAUACAAUACACUGCAUGGUCUACCUAUCGCCAGAUCGCAUAGCCAGUCUCAGGGCCUUGGUCCACCAGGACGGUUCCCCUCCUUACUCUCUCCCAGCUUUUAGGCAAUAUGAUCUCCUGCAUUGCCAUCGUACCCUGGAAGCAGACUACACUCCAGAGCUCUUCAGUGGUUCCUUCUCCCCUUUCAGAGACGAAAGCUAACAUCCUCCAACAGGCAGGUGAGGUUGACUCCCCUGGUAUCGAAGUCACUCAGAUGGUGGAGUUCUCGGGCCAUUGCCAGGGCUCAGAAUUCAGAGAACGGUCACGGAUCGUUCUCACCACAGACACCAGUCUCUUCGGUUGGGGGGCACACCUCCAGUAUCAGAUAGCCCAGGGGAGAUGGUCUAAAGAGGAUUUGAAACACAAUAUAAAUUGGCUGGAACUCAGGGCAAUUCAUCUGGCGUUGUGUCAUUUCAGUCACAAGGUGAGAGGUCAGCAUGUUCUUGUCCUCAACGGACAACAUAGCAGCCAAAGCCCAUGUGAAUCGUCCAGGGGGAACCAGGUCAAGUUCUCUGAUGACGGAAGCCAGACUGCUCUGUUCCUGGGCAGAGGCCAAUCUAGCCUCAAUCAAGGCGGAUCACAUCUCGGGGUCAAUCAAUCAGCAGGCAGAUGCCCUCAGCAGGGUGACGGUGGAUCAUUCAGUGUGGCGUCUGGAUCCAGAGCUGUUCCUGGAAAUAUCUCACAGAGUGGGGCAUCCAGUUCUGGAUUUGUUCACCUCAGCAGUGAACUCCCAACUCCCAAGAUUUUUUUCCCGAUUCCCGUCACCGGAGUUGGAGGGAGUAGAUGCUCUGCCCAUACCGUGGCCCCGGGGCCUUCUCUACGCUUUUCCUCCGUUCCCCCUUCUUCCGGCUGUCAUCCGCAAGAUUCUACAAGAGAAGGCGGAGGUGGUUCUCAUAGCUCCUCAUUGGCCAACGCAUCCGUGGUUCGCCAAUCUCAUGAGUCUGUCAGUAUCGGCACUGUGGAAGAUACCUCCGGGCCUAGUAACACUCAGUCAAGGGGCGCUCCAGCACCCCGACCCUCAAUGGCUACAGUUGACCGUAUGGUGCUUGAGCGGAGAUGUCUGACUGAGGAAGCUUACCCUCGGAGAGUCAUUGAUAUGAUUCAAGCGUCUAGACGUUCGUCAACAAAUAGAGUUUAUGACUCCACUUGGAGGAGUUUUCUAUCUUGGAUGUCAAGCAUCAGGUCCAGUUGUCAUCUCUCACUGUGCCUCAAGUUCUACAGUUUUUACUGGAUGGAAUAGAUCACCAUCAAGAGGCAGGUUGCGGCCUUGGCCACGGUACUCUCUUGUGACGACUCUUCCUCACUAGCGCAUCAUCCGAUGGUCCAUUCGUUCAUCAAAGGGGCAAUUAAUACUAGACCUCCAACCAUUCAUCGGUACCCCUCUUGGGAUCUUUCGAAGGUUUUACAGGCCCUUACCGGGUCGCCCUUCGAACCGCUUCAAUCUUAUGAUCUCAAUAUUUUAUCCAUGAAAGUAGCCUUUCUGGUAGCAAUGACUUCGGCCAGACGCAUAUCUGAACUGACGGCCCUCUCGGUCAGGGAGGAUCUCUGCCUGUUUUGGCUUGAUUGCAUAAUACUGCGACUAGAUCCCACCUUCAUUCCUAAGGUGAACUCCUUGUUUCAUUGGUCCCAGGAGGUGGUGUUGCCGAGCUUCUGCCCUAGACCACCCCAUGACUUGGAACGCAGCUGGGACACCUUGGAUGUCCGCAGGGCACUCCGCAUUUAUCUUAAAAGGACUGCUACUUUCUAACUGGGUAAACGUGACCCAGCAAGAGGCAUGGCUAUCUUGCAAGUCUAAUUGGGUAGAAGGGACUUCAGGAAACCCAAUCCGUGGAUUAUCCAUCAUCAUGCUGAGAAAAGGCGUUCAGGUAAGACAACGCCCCUUUUCAUUCAUCAUCUUUCUGUAAUCGGGGAAAAAAAAUCCAAGAGAACAAGCAAGUUUAAAUACAUGCUCUGUAAAAUUUCAGGUUUUAACAAUGAAUUUUUAGAAAAAGCAAAAUGGGGCAAGUGCUUCAAAAUGUGAUAAUAGGAAGUACAAGCCAAAUUCAGUCUAAGUCCCAGGAUACGAAUUUUCCGUUGGGUUAGCAAAAAAUAAAUAGUUUUUGAAUUUAAAAACAAAUUCUGGAACAUCAAAGCAAAUGGAAGAAAUAAUUGUGAAAUGUUGAAUUGAUGUUCAGCAUAGAUAAUGACAAUGUAAUUGUUACAUAUUAUUAAGAUGUACAAAAUACCUCUUGCCACCAAUAAUUACAAAUAAUCCAAAUAAGAUUAGUUUAGAACUCAGUAAGCAAAUAUUAGCACUAAAGGAUCAACACAAUCCAAUUGAAACAAUGAGCUGAGGAUAUGUACGUAAUGAUUUAACAAAGGUAUUAAUCUGCAAUAGUCAUCUAUUAGACCCCCCUCCUCUAAAUCAUUAAUUAAAUUAAACAUAUUUUAAAACCCUUUUUAAAAGUUAUUAAUUUUCUGUAGACAUGAAAGGAAGAAGAAUUGGCAAAGGUCUGGAACUGAUAGUCACCUAGGAGUGAGAAAAAAGAGUGAGAAUUAGAGGAAUGUAAAAAAUGAACAAAAGUAUAGGUGGAUAUUGGGAAAUUUGUGAUCAGUCUCUCUUACUAGUUAAUAUCUAGUGAAGAGCCCUGCGCUAUACUGACAUAUGAGAAUAAGAAUGAAAAGAUUGGAAUAGCCAAGGUAAACUGUUCUGGAAUAAGUUCAGAGGAAGGAGAGAAAAUUAGAAACUAUUAAAAUAAUGUAGACAUGGAACAACCAAGACAUACAGCGAUAGCAUCUCCUCUGCAAGGGAGCCCAGGUUCCUAUGAACAUGAAUCAAGUAGUGGCUAGGAGUGGCAGUUGUGGCUAGGUUAACCUUGGUCAGUUUCAGAUUGUAUUUCCAGUUGUUUCCAUUCCUGCAUCAGGAGGAUUCACUUUCAGUCAUUCGUGGCCUGAUCACUUUCAGAAUGGAUUACUGCAAUGCUAUACUGUAAUGCUAAAAUACAAUGAGGGAUUGUGCUUGAAGAGCAUCUGGAAUCUAUAACUGGUUCAAAAUGCAGUGGUAUGGGCAGUUAUGUGAGUUCUUCAAUCAGCACAUGUUAUACCACUGCUCUGUGAGCAGCAGUGAUUGCUACUUUGCUUCUAGUUUCAAUUCAAGGUGCUGGUAAUGACUUAUAAAGCCAUACAGUAUAUGGGAUGGGUCAGGUUUUUUGAGUGACUGCCUUUCGCUGAGGCAGGAGAAGCAGGAGAGGUGUUGUCUUUGGAUCUAAAGGAACAAUUGCCUCUUAUAAGCUGCC